This is a messenger RNA of Bactrocera oleae (olive fruit fly), 850 nucleotides long. It is a transcript of the gene Obp19c, whose product is annotated as Odorant-binding protein 19c. Gene Ontology annotation, molecular function: odorant binding. The record is from RefSeq and is a predicted model, not a curated record. NCBI's taxonomy places the organism in Eukaryota, Metazoa, Arthropoda, Insecta, Diptera, Tephritidae.
ACUUUUAUGUACAAAAAUGACAAAUGAGUGGACGGGUAUAAAAGUAAAGUUUAGCUGACGAGAACCACAGUCGAUACAAGUAAUUCUUCACGCCUUCUCUUACUAAAAAAAACGACAACAAAAUGGUCAAUUCAAGUAGUGCACUGCUAAUUGCUGGCUUCAUUUGUUUGAUGACUUUACAAAGUCUCAACGCACUCAUUGAAGACGCUUACAAGUUAUCUGGAAAGCGUAAGCCAUUGAUGACGCGCGAGGAUCCUUCAACUUUGGAAGAUUACAAACGCACCAAACGCCAAUUACCGGGACCGCUGCAAGAGUUUCAAGAUUUUAUAACACUUUCAAAGGCACAAUGCGCCAAAGAUUUGAAUAUUAAUCCGAAUGAGUUGCAAAAGUCGCUGCUUUACGAGGAUCAACCGACUUCCACAGAGAAGUGUAUGAUGGAGUGCAUUUUGAAACGCAUGGAAGUGAUGGAUAAAAAUGACUCGUUGUCGACGACGGCAAUUGGACACAUCGCUGACAUUAUUGGCGAAAAUAAUGCCUUACUCACGUCAAUUGCCAUGGCCUCAGCUGAGAAUUGCAAAAAAUUCAUAACAGCGGAGGAUUCUUGUGAGCGCGCCUUUCAAAUAAAUAAAUGUAUCGGCGCCGAAAUGAAGAUGCGCAAAAUUAAGCUUAUAUAUUAGAGUAACUGUAAAUGUCUUAAAAUAAAGACGAAAAGUAAAAUAUUACCUAUAGCAACAAAUUGAUUUGCUUGCAAUGUCUGCAAACCAAUUUUAAGGUACAUUUGUUUGAAAAAAACGUACUGUCUAAAUAAAUGUUUCGAAAUAUCCAUUUUUAUGCCUGCGGCUAUGAUGCA